AUGUCGGCACCAAUUAAGACUAAGCCAAAGUCUUCUAUGAAGAUAGACAAUGCUCCUACACCACACAACACACCUGCCAGUGUGCUGAAUAACAGCUACUUGAAGAACGGCAAUCCAGUGGGCAAGAGCAAGCCUCCACCAACGAUUAGCGAGGAAGAUAUUCAAACUGCGUUGAGUUCGCAGCAGCCACUAUUGCUCGGUGCAAUCCAGGAAAAGCUGGGGUCUCUUGUAGGCCAGGAUAGUGGAUACGUUGAUUCUUUGCCACAGGUAGUUAGAAAUAGAAUAUUUGCUCUAAAGAAGCUGCAAUCCGAUCUGUUUGGUAUUGAGAAGGACUUCCAAGUGGAAUUAUUCGAGUUGGAGCACAAGUACUUACAAAAAUACGCGCCUCUACAUGCCCGUCGUAGCGAGAUCAUUAGUGGUAAGCAAGAACCAACCUCUGAAGAAGUUGCUGCAGGUAAAGAAAUUCAAGAAAAGGAAGAAGGUGAAGAAGAAGAAGGUGAAAAGCCAACUGACAUUCAACUAACGGAGGAAGACAUCAAGGGCAUUCCAUCAUUCUGGCUCACUGCUCUGGAAAACUUGCCAAUUGUCUCAGACACAAUCACUGAUCGUGAUGCUGAAGUGCUUGAAUAUUUGCAAGAUGUCAGCAUCGAAUAUCUAACUGAAGGCAAGCCAGGUUUCCUUCUGAAGUUCAAAUUCAGUGAGGAAAACCCAUACUUCAAGACCCCAGAACUAACUAAGACAUACUACUACCAAAGUGAGCUUGGUUACUCUGGUGAUUUCAUCUAUGAUCAUGCAGAUGGCUGUUCUAUUGACUGGGUAGACAACGACUCCAAUGUUACCAUUGCCGUUGAGAUGCGCAAACAGAGAAACAAGACCACAAAGCAAGUGCGUACGAUAGAGAAGAUCACGCCGAUUGAAUCAUUCUUCAACUUCUUCGACCCACCAAAGAUGGCCGGCGAUGAAGAAGACGAAGAAGACCUGGAAGACCUGGAAGAAAGACUAGCGCUAGACUAUUCCAUCGGUGAACAAAUAAAGGACAAACUAAUUCCUCGUGCUGUAGAUUGGUUUACUGGUGCAGCAUUGGAAUUUGAGUUCAACGACGCACCAGAAGAUGAAUUCGAUGAAUUCGAAGAUGAGGACGAGGACGAGGAUGAAGAUGAAGAAGAAGACGAGGAUGAAAGAGACGACUUCGCAAAUAAGAAAGAAGAACCUCCUGAGUGCAAACAAUCUUAA
This is a messenger RNA of Nakaseomyces glabratus, 1233 nucleotides long. RefSeq names its product histone chaperone NAP1 (gene NAP1). Gene Ontology annotation, molecular function: histone binding; chromatin binding. Gene Ontology annotation, cellular component: chromatin; nucleus. Gene Ontology annotation, biological process: nucleosome assembly. Lineage: Eukaryota; Fungi; Ascomycota; Saccharomycetes; Saccharomycetales; Saccharomycetaceae. The record is from RefSeq and is a predicted model, not a curated record.